Molecule: messenger RNA, 471 nt
Organism: Paramuricea clavata
Lineage: Eukaryota; Metazoa; Cnidaria; Anthozoa; Malacalcyonacea; Plexauridae
Source: the annotation of a GenBank genome assembly
AUGGCUACAAGAAAGAGUUUAAAGAAUGUAAAAAGCGAGGAUAUCCCCGACCGUUUUACCCUUGAUGGAAAAGAAGGAGAAGUCAAGGUUGUCUCGGUACAUGAUGGAGAUACGUGCGACGUGGUGUUUGAACUACGCGGCAGAAAGGAGCGAUUCGUCUGUCGUUUGCUGAACUACAAUGCGUCCGAGCUUAAGAAGAAACCGAUUAAUGGUCAGCUAGCACGCGACUAUCUGGCUCAUCUUGUUAUGGGAGAAGAUCCUGAUGCUGAUGGUUUCUUUGAUCCAGAAGGAAUAUGGACAAAGGAACAGCUGCAGGAGAAGCUAGACAAAAGCAAAAAUCUGGUGUAUGCUGUAUUUGGAAAGUUCGACUCGUUUGGUCGUGCUUUGGUUACACUUUAUACCGACUCUUCUAAGAACAAAUCGAUCAAUGCUAUGAUGAAGAAAUUCGUACAAAAACUGAAGAAACGAUGA